AUGAGAAACCUCAUCAUGACGGCUCUGGCGUGCGGUGUUGCGGCCGCUGCGUUCUGGCUUGCGCGACUGCGCAGCCCACACUUGCCGGUGCCCAUCAUCAGCAAUCCCGAUCACCAGAACACCAUUGCCCACAUCUGUGACGUAUACCGGGACUACCUGUCCUUCAGCACGGCGACGCAGGUCCUAAAGCUAUACGAGAUCUUGGGCCUGGACGCAGCUUGGAACCCAGGGGUUGCAGAUGUCUGGUUGGCGCUGCGGGACCGGGUGGAGGGAAAUUACUACGUAAACGGCGGCCCCCUGGACGACAUUAGUACCUCAGCCGGCUUGCUGCAUGGAGAGAGAGACGAGAACCAAAACCAGGACCAGACGAAGGAGAAGAAGAAGAGAGAUGCCAAGGGGUGGUUAGGCAGCCAUGAUGACGGCGAGGCCUCUUGGGCAUCGUCAUGGUCGCCCCAGCUUCCGCCCCUGCCCCCCAUGCCACCCCAAGCCAGCGAGGUUUGGGCGCAGAUCGCCAACGUUCUGAUUGACAGCAAGCUGCGCACUACGUACGACCAGGUCUUCAUGUCUGUGUUGACGGGACUGGGGGUCGAUCGGACGGCAGUUUCUUGUCACUUUCACUUGGCACGCCCCGACGCACACACAACCAUGGUCUACCAUGCUGUUGCCCGCGGUAAGUUGACCGUCGAACGCGCCAUCUUCCAAGGGCCAACCAUAAGCAAAAAGGUCAAAAAACUCAGUAGCAUCGCCCUCUGGGAGCAGCAUACCCGCUUAAUCCAGAGGCUCAACUAUGCGGACAACCCUCCGCAUCCUCACAGAAACCUCAUCACUCCCAAUAAUCUCGCCCAUGCCAAGUUGCUGCAGCCAGAUUACAAGAUUCCAGAUGCUAUUGAGGGCGAAGACCAAGAAACCCAUCUAUACAAGAAGCGGAAGAAGGCCGUGGAAGCCGGAUCAUCUGCCCCGAAAUCACCUCCGAAGCCACCCUCGCAAUCCGGGUCUACACCGAAAGAGCAUGGCAUUGAGGACAAGAGCGAGCAUAACAUCGAGGACGAGAUCGAGCAUGAGAGCAACUCCAAGGCAACAUCGACGACCUUGCUGCCCACGGCAACAUCGACGACCGUCCUGCCCGAAAACCGCCUCGAUUCUGAAUACUUGUGGCAAGCCGGUGGUGACCGGGCUGACCCGAACGGCCUUCUCUCACAGGGACACGUCUCGUACCCUGUGCCAGUCGAUUACCAGGCCCAGGCCGAGGCCCAGAGGACGUUGGAGAGAGGAAUUCAGGGGCUUCACGUCAACUGUCCUCGUCCGCAGUACGCGCCUACCACCGGGGCCCUUCAUCGACCGAGCCGAGAGCUUACGUUCACGAUGGGUGACGACGGUUUGGGAGACGAGCAGCAGAAGCGGGACCAAGAUGGAUAUGUAUCACCCGCCGAGGGUCAUCGAGACGGCCCGGCCAGACUCAGACCCCAGGGGCCCCGUGAUGAGGCGCAGCCUGUUGGCGGCGGCGGCGAGCGUUCCUCUGGGCCGAACGCCUUCUCGCAGGACGACCUGACAACGUUCUUGGCUUGGCGCAGUGAAAGACGGAGGGGGCCCAGGCCCGGCGACAAAAUGUAG
Messenger RNA from Colletotrichum higginsianum IMI 349063, 1611 nucleotides. RefSeq lists its product as uncharacterized. The record is from RefSeq and is a predicted model, not a curated record. Lineage: Eukaryota; Fungi; Ascomycota; Sordariomycetes; Glomerellales; Glomerellaceae. The transcript has 5 exons. The coding region runs from base 1 to 1611 and encodes 536 amino acids.